GCGGGGAGGGGGGAGCGGGAAUGGGGAGCGGGCAGGGAGCAGGCCCGGGAGGGCCUCAGGGCAAGCGGGCGCGGUGCCCUGACUUUGAGGAGAAGGGGUUCUGCCUGAAGGGCGACCUGUGCCCGCUGGACCACGGCAACUACCGCAUCGUGGUGGAAGACAUGCAGUCCCUGCAGCAGUUGAACCUUCCACUCCCUCCACAAUCCCUCGGAAUGCCGCCAAACUCGGCCGCCCAGCCGCCGCCCGGCCAGCUGGCCGGCACCCGCCGGCCGAGGGCGGAAGGCGGCAGGGGAGGCAGAGGGAGAGGAGGGGGAGAGGGGGGUAGAGGGGGAGGCGAAGGAGGGGAAGGGGGGAAGGGGCAGGGGGUGGUGGGGGUAUCGGCAGCAGUGGACGGAGGGGGAGGGGUGCCGCCUGACGAUGGGGAUAGCUAUGACCCGGACGAGGCGCUGUGGGUGCACGACAGCAAGCGCGCCAAGGGGUUGAGCGAGGUGCGAGAGUAUGGAGGCUUGGGGGGGGAGGGGAAUGGGCGGAAGGGCGCACCUGGGGAGGUCACAGGAGGUGGGGAUGUGGGGAUGGAGUACACUCCUGACGGGGGCUUCAACAUGGGGUAUAAUCCGCAGUUCCCGGGGAAUUUCGGGGGCGGAAUGGGGCAGGAAUUCGGAGGGGAUGGGGCAGGGGAGUUUCCAGCUAUGGGCAUGGGGCAAGGCAUGGCACCAGGCAUGGGGCAAGGCUGGCAGGGGCGGGCGGGCAGAGGGGACUUCGGGGGGAGAGGGGACUUGGGGGGGAGAGGACGAGGGGAAGGGGGCAUGGGCGGGGGCAGAGGCCGUGGAGGGGCAGGAGGCAGCGAGCGCAACCGAGACCAGAAAGCCCAGAUGACAGUCUUUGUGAACGGGAUUCCAUCGGAGCUCACCUCGGGCAAGGGCCUGCAGGCGUCGCUCAUCAAGCACUUCUCCAAGUUCGGCCCCGUGGUGGAUAUCAAGGUGCACGGGGAUAAGGGCCGGGCGUUCGUGCAGCUGGCAGCUAGGGAGCACGCGGCAGCGGCCAUAGCGGCGCCGGAUGCUGUGCUGGGGAACAGGUUCAUCAAGGUGUUCUGGGCUAACUUCGAUCUGCAGCCGGAUCCUGCCUCUGCUGCUGCUGCUGCAGCAGCGGCGGCGGCAGCAGCUGCUGCGGCUGGUUCGGCGGGUGAAGGGGGCCCGGGAGCAGGUUCGGCAGGAGCAGGGGCAGGGGCGGAGGGUGGGAAGGGCAACGGGAAGGGUGAUGCUGCUGCUGGGAAUACAGGUGGGGGCAAGGGUGGGGCAAGUGCAGGGACUCCAGCAGCAGCAGCAGCAGCAGCAGCGGCGGUUGAUCCGGCAGAGGCAGCAGCGAAGGCAAAGGCGAAGUUAGAGGAGUUGAGAGCGAUUCAGAAGAAGAAAGAGGCGCUGCUGCGGGAGCAGAUAGAGAAGCGGAGGCAGUACCUGGAGCGACUCAAAGAGGCCAGCCAGCACAAACAGCCACCCGCUGCUGCUGCUGCCGCCGCUGCUGCUGCUGUGUCAGACGCAUCAGCAGCAGGUGCAGGUGCAGCAGGUGGGAGCACGGUGCAGGCAGCAACAGGCAGUGCUGCUGCUCCUGCUGCAGGUGCCAACCCGGCUGAAGCCGGAGCAGCAGGGGCAGGAGGCGGGGCGACAGGGGCUGCAGGAGCAGCAGCAGCAGGGAGCACAGCAGUGGGCACGCCUACAGCAAAGGACGCCUCAGGAUUCCACCCGUCUCCCGGCGCUCCAGCACCUUAUAUGGGCGGCAGAGGGAGAGGGAGGGGCGGUUACGGUGGUUAUGGUGGUGGUUACCACUAUGGGUGGAGUGGAGGGGGGGCGGGAGGGGGUGGGGGGGGAGCGUGGGCCAAUAAGUUCAAGCUGGACAACCGCACGACUGUGGUGCGCGUGACACCGCCCAUUCCCGAUGCCAUCACUGAGGCCAGCCAGCUGUGGGAGCACUUCAGCACGUGUGGCGAGGUGGUGAGUGUCGAGGUGGAGGGCGGCGGGACAGCUGUCACGCCCACCAGCGCGGUGCGCGUGCGCUUUGCGUCACGGCCCGUGGCGGACUACGCUUUCAUGAACGGGCGCGUGCUCGAGUCGGGCGACACGCUCAACCUCUCGUGGGGCCCACCCGCCACCACUCCCCAUGCUGCUGCUGCCGGUGCUGCUGGUGCCUCUGGUUCGCCUGCUGCUGGUGCUGCUGCUGGUGCUGCUGCUGGUGCAAAGCCAGCAGGUGUUUCGCUACUCAAGGUGGCAGCCGGGGGAGUGCAGAAGACAGCAGCAGGGGUUGCAGCACCAGCAGCCGCAGCAGCACCACAAGCAGGUGGAACAGCACCUGCAGCUGGCGGCCUUGCUGCUUCUGAGGGUGCUCCAGCUGCUGCUGCUGCUGCUCCUGAUGCUGCUGCCAAUGGCACCAGUGCUGCUGCCACUGCUGCGGCUCCUGCCAGUGCAGGCAGGGCAGGUGAAGGUGCAACAGGGGGUGCAGGAGUGUAAGGGGGAUGCAAGAGCAGCAUUUGUAGGGAAUUACCGGAAUGUGAGUGAGGAAGGCCAUGUGGGGGCCAGGGUGAGUGAGGAAGGCCAUGUGGGGGCCAGGGGGGCUGGAGCUCACUCACCCAGCGGAGCAUCUGAAUUCCAUCUCAAUCCCCUCCCCCCCGUUUUCCCAUCCCUCCCUCGUUUCCCCACCCUCGUUUCCCUGCAUCCGAGGAACCUCUGCCCUCCUUGUUCCGUUUGCCUGAUUCAUUUUGUCGCGUACAACGUAAGGCUAAGACUUUUGACUGGCGUUGGGGAAUGUAACGGCAUUAGGAUCAAUUGCUUUUGCAACACAUGAAUUCUAUGCAUUGUACCUGUUUUUACUU
Closterium sp. NIES-67 is the source of this 2863-nucleotide messenger RNA. Lineage: Eukaryota; Viridiplantae; Streptophyta; Zygnematophyceae; Desmidiales; Closteriaceae. The record is from the annotation of a GenBank genome assembly.